Molecule: messenger RNA, 2040 nt
Organism: Cucurbita moschata (crookneck pumpkin)
Lineage: Eukaryota; Viridiplantae; Streptophyta; Magnoliopsida; Cucurbitales; Cucurbitaceae
Exons: 5
Coding region: 87-1427 (446 amino acids)
Source: RefSeq, a predicted model, not a curated record
UUGUUUAAACGGUUUUUAUUCAUAUUGUUCUUCCCAACGGGACCAAACCCUAGAUUCUGGAUUGAGAAGUGCAAGAACAGAGAAAAAUGGAGGAAAAUCCCAAUAAACUCGAAAUUUACGAGCUCAGGUAUUCGGAUCUCUUCCUCUUGUCUACACAUUGCCAUUCUUCAUCUUCAUUACAAGGUAACGAACGGAUUGAAUCGAUAACCAAAUCGAUUUUUGAAGCCCUAGGCCCCAGUGGACCUGGCCUUCUCGCAAUCACCGGCGUCCCCAACUCUUCUGUUCUUCGUCGAACACUACUGCCUCUCGCUCGCAAGCUCGCAUUGCUCAAUCCUGAUGAUCGGAAACGGAUUCUUAAGGAUCAUAACUUAGGGAGUGAUGUUCCCUUGAGGAAUCCAGAAAGAAGUGUUUCGUCUUUUGCAAUGCAACUCAAAUAUACGGAGAGCAAAGAAUUCAUGCAGAAUAAUCAAAGCCAAAGAGGGGACAAACAGUCACCUGGUUCAGAAAUUGAUCACUUUUGUGAUUCUAUUGAGAAGGAAGUUCAAGACAAUGAAUUUAAACAUCUUGGUGAUUCAUUUAAAGAGCUUGGAAGUUGCAUGUUGGAACUGGGGCUUCACAUUGCACGGAUAUGUGAUGCGCAAAUCGGAGGCCAAGAGUUAGAACAGAGCUUGUUAGAGUCAUGCACUGCAAAAGGCCGUCUCAUACACUACCAUUCAGCUCUGGAUGCCCAGCUUUUAAGAAAAUCAACAAACUGCAAAGGAACUGCAAGAAACCAAGCUAAUUCUAGAAGAAAUAAAGAACAAAGCAUACACAGUAGGCAAGAGCCAUCAGACAGUAAUGGACUAUGUCAAUCAAUUACAAAUCUAUGGCAGCAAUGGCAUUAUGACUAUGGUAUCUUCACAGUCCUAACAACUCCCAUGUUUCUUUCACCAUCAAAUACCCACGGCAACGAAGCACAAGAUCUUUGUUGCUAUAGCGAGUGUUGUUCCCCCAGUGGACACUUGUAUUUGCAGAUUUUUGAUCCUUGUAAGAACGACAUUUUCAUGGUUAAUGCCCCACCAGAAAGCUUUAUCAUCCAGGUGGGCGAAUCGUCUGAUAUUAUAUCACGAGGGAAGCUUCGCUCCACUCUUCACUCUGUGUGCAGACCUUCCAAGCACGAGGAUUUGUGCAGAGAAAUGUUUGUUGUAUUCUUGCAGCCAGCUUGGAACAAAACGUUUUCGAUGUCUGAUUAUUCCAUUGAAAGCUCAACGUUGUCCGAGGACAAAAGAGAUCUUGUUGAACAGGAGGCAACUGUAAUAACUCGAGAAAUCCAGAAGAUAGUUCCACCAUUAGCAUCAAGAUUGAAGGAAGGGAUGACAUUUGCUGAGUUCUCACGUGAAACCACCAAGCAAUAUUACGGGGGAAAUGGUUUGCAAUCCAACAGAUGACCCAGUUACUCAGUUAUUUGGACAGAAACUGCCACGGAAAAACUUUUUGAUCAUCCUGGUAAAAGGGUGGUGAUUGACUAAUGCAUAGGAUGAUGCUCUCCUGAACCAAAAUGAUGGUGGAGGAAAAGAAAGCAAUCCUAUUUAUGACUCUGCUACCCCAAAAAUAGUCAACUGAGAGAGAAAGAAGUUGAUGUGACAUCCAAGUAGAUAGCCACAGCAGGUCCAGAUGUAAUCAUCACAAGAGAUUCGCCUAAGAAUUUUAACAAACAGGCAUAUGGAAUUACUCUUGGAGGUGUGAGAGACACGAGGCUCUAUGGGCCCGAACAUGAUGAUGAACCAAAUCCAUGUCGAAGUGUGGGUAUUAGCGUCAGCUAUCAGUUCUAGGGAUAGCGUUUCUUUGUUCCUCUUUGCUUUGAAAAAGUGGUCAUGAUUUUAGUGGGAGAUUGUUUUGCUCUACACUAUUAAGGUUUAUAGAUGAUCCACAUGUAAUAGUUGUAGUUGAAUAACCAUUUCAGUUCAUGUCUACUUGGUUUUUGAGAUUUUACCAUGGAUAUCUUUACCUCAUUUCACCGUGAGAUGACCUAAUGAAUCGGUGAUACGGUAGUUAAUAAGA